AUGGCUACCCCACAAUUCCUCUCCCAAUCCAAAUACUCAGACAGCCUAACAGUUGUUGGAAUCUCAAUCUGCACAGCAAUUAUCUGCGAAACAAUUUCCUGGAUCCUUAUUUAUCGAACAACCUCUUACAAAUCUCUCAAAUCCUCAAUCGACAAAGCUUCUAAAAAGCUCGAAACCAUGAAAACGGAUACCGCUAAAAUGACCACCAAGAAAUCCAAAACCAAGAAAAUCGACCGUGUCGAAACUUCCUUAAAAGAAUCAAGCCGUGACUUGUCUCUUUUCAAAUUCAAAUCUGGGGCUGUUGUUGCUUUGGUUUUAAUUGUUGUUUUUGGGCUUUUGAAUUCGCUUUUCGAAGGCAAAACUGUCGCUAAAUUGCCCUUUAAACCUAUCACUUUAGUUACGAAGAUGAGCCAUAGAGGGUUACCAGGGACUGAUUUUACGGAUUGUUCGAUGGCGUUCUUGUAUUUCUUGUGUUCGAUUAGUAUUCGUACGAAUUUGCAGAAGUUUCUUGGGUUUUCCCCUCCUCGUGGUUCUGCUCCUGGUGCUGGUUUUCUCCCCAUUCCCGAUUCCAAGACGAAUUGA
Dovyalis caffra is the source of this 582-nucleotide messenger RNA. Lineage: Eukaryota; Viridiplantae; Streptophyta; Magnoliopsida; Malpighiales; Salicaceae. The record is from the annotation of a GenBank genome assembly.